AUGGUAUGGAAUGAGUCUCAAUGGAUCGAAUUUAAAGAAAAAUAUCCAUGGAUUGUUAGUGCAGAUGGAAAAUUAGGAUGUAAUAUUUGUUCGUCUAUAACAUGCUUGGGGGCGUCAAAGAAAGAUAGAUUACGUAUUUCUAAUGAGUGGAGUAAUGGUUUAAUUGAGGCUUCUGGGAAAGAUCGUACCAGCCAACUAUCAAAUCUUCGUAUAAAAAUUAAAAAACACUAUGAAUCUGAAAGGCACCAACUUGCUGACAAAAUAAAUAAAGAAAGAAAAGAAAAAUCCAUCCAAGUGUCUAUGCAAAAAAGUAUAGUCGAUCACGAACAGACAACAAUUAAGGUAUUUAGAACAGCAUAUUAUAUUGCAAUGAAAAAUAGACCGUUUUCUGAUCACGAUGAUUUAAUUAAACUACAAGAAAUAAAUGGUGUAAAUCUAGGUGGAAAUAAUCCCGAAUAUGUAUUCUUGGAUUUAUGUGAAUUACAAUCACAAGAUGCUGAACAAAUAGAAAAACAACUUUUAAACACAUUAAAAUCAAAUGGUGUAGUAACUCGAUUACGUGAGAAAUAUCCAAAACUAUUUACUUGGCAUUGCUUUAAUCAUAGGCUUGAACUAUCAGUAUCCGAUACAAUAAAAGACGUACGAGGAAUUGACCAUUUUAAAUGCUUUAUAGAUAAAUUAUAUAGUUUGUACAAUCAAUCGCCAAAACAUUCUCGUGCUCUGGAAAGUUGUUGCCAAGAUCUAAAACUGCAGUUUAAUAAAAUAGGUCGUGUACUUAGUACUCGAUGGGUAUCCAGUAGUUUAAGGACAGUAAGAGCAGUUUGGAAGUCAUUUGCUGCCCUUCAUUCUCAUUUCAAAAAUUCUUGUGAUGACCAAAGUAAUGAUAAAAAUACAAUUGCAGUAUUUAUUGGUUUGAAAAAAAGACUUGAAAGUCCAGAAUUUAUUUUAGGUCUAGGUAUUAUGUAUGAUGUACUUCAAGAACUUUCAAUGUUAUCGAAUGAAUUACAGUCUCGAACAAUUACGCUACCAAAAGCUGAACAGUCAAUAAAAAGAACAAUUAGAAUAAUUGAAAGUUUUAAACAAGAACCAGGAGAAUAUACACAAAUAGCAUUAAAUGCUAAAUCAAAACUAUUAUUUAAUGAGAUUGAACUUGUUCCGAAUAAAAAAAUUGUUGCUAUAAAUCAAAAUCAAUUUAUUCAAAGUAUAGUUGAUAGAAUGACGACUCGAUUAUGUUCGAGGUCAGAGGAUGAGAACUAUCAAUUACUUAGUGAUAUUUCAGCACUAGAUCUAAAUAACAUAAAAAUUGGAAGUAGUGGAAGUAUUAGAUAUGGAGAAUUAGAAUUACGAAGAAUUUGUAGGCGUUUUGAUGUUGAUGAAGUACAAGCUGUUCAAGGAUUAAGAGCCUUUAUAGAAAAUAAUGAACUGAUACCAGAUAAUUUUAAACCCAUUUUAAAUACAAUCGCAUCAUUACCAUGUUCGACAGCUGAGUGCGAAAGAGGUUUUAGCCUUAUGAAUAAUAUUAUUACAAAUUUGAGGGCAUCACUUUUAAUUUCAAACGUAUCAAGUUUAAUGUUUAUUAAAAGUAACGGACCUCCUAUUGAAGUGUUCAACCCAGAAAUGUACGUAAGAUCGUGGCUAGAAGACCAUCGCUCAGCUGAUGACAACCAAUCACGAUUGAAAAGAAAUAAUUUAACAAAAUCGGAAUCCAGACAACAUUUAUGGGAUAUUUUUCAAUAA
Molecule: messenger RNA, 1737 nt
Organism: Acyrthosiphon pisum (pea aphid)
Lineage: Eukaryota; Metazoa; Arthropoda; Insecta; Hemiptera; Aphididae
Product: E3 SUMO-protein ligase KIAA1586-like
Exons: 3
Coding region: 1-1737 (578 amino acids)
Molecular function (GO): protein dimerization activity
Source: RefSeq, a predicted model, not a curated record